AUUCUGUUCUAGUUCAAAUGGAUAAGCCUGAGACUUGGAUUCCGAAAAUAGAUAUCAUUUCCCUAACACCUACUAAAACCCUCUAUCUCCUCUCCGGUCAUCUUCCGACGAAGCGAAAAAAGGACGCCAAAUGGCGUCGGUGACGAGGAUUGCUAUCACCAGGUCCCUUCUCUCUGCAUCUGCUUUCGAACCGCCCUCCUCUUCCCUCUCUUCCUUCCUCUCACCUUCCGCUCUCCGCCUCCCAUCCACGCUCCCCACUCUUUCGCUUUCCCUCUCUUUCUCCUCAUUCCCGUUACCCAAGCACCGGAGAAUCCCCCCUGCCCUCUCUGCGGCUGACGACGACGAUGCGGAGGCCGGCGCCACCGACUACGACAUGGAUGAGGAGGAUGUCGAGGAGCUGGAUAACAAGAAGGACUAUGACAUCGAGUACGACAAGAUACUCGGCGUCGCGCCCGUUUCCUCCGCCGCCGACUCGCCAGACGACAUCGAGAUGGUCGCCGUCGAGAGCUUCGUGUCCACGCAAGGGUGGGAGUCCGAGACCGUCGUUGACUACCGUAUCAACGAGGAGGAGUUCCACAAGAUCCGCCUCUUUCACUGCGACUUCUUUAUUCGGAAGCCGCCCGACCCCGAUGACAACGUCUACGACUUCCGAGAGAUGUAUGUUACUCCUCCUGACACGGAUGUCUACUCAAUUCCGAAGGUUUUAGCUCCCAUGCCUCAGAAGUACAUUCGGUGUGCAAAAUCAAACUUUGGAAGCUACAAUGUCACGGAGCCACCCAUAGACGCACCUAGAGAUCCACUGUACAAAACUGAGAGGGAAAUUAUGAAGGUUUUUCUAACAAAGCACUAUAGAAACCGACGACUCCGUGAUUCAGAGUUUGUUCUGGAUUUUGAAGAAAUCUAUGUCAUUGAUUCUAAAACAAAAUCAAUCACUAGAGCUAAAGUCCUGGUAACUGUUCCUGGGGGGAGAAGCAGAGAUAGGAGGAAGGAUCUGCUAAUCAUUCGCGAUGGUGGAAACUCAUUCAAAAUCAUUGACAAGAGUGAAAGAGAUGAUCCCACCGCUGUUAUAGAGAGAGAAGAGUGGUCGAAAACGCGGCAAGAAAUGGAGAAUCACCUCCGAAAGCUCCGAGACUUCCAUGUAUCAAAUUGGUUCUGAUUAGUACAAUUCAGAUCCUCAGAUUACUUUGUUGUGGGGCUUGCUUGAAGUCUAUGUUGAAUUAAAAUGAAUAUUAGAUUCACCUAUUGUGAUGGCUGCCAAUUUAUUAUGGUUUCUUUUAAUGUAUGUAUAUGGCCUCAAUGUUUAAAAUCAUACUUCAUUCCUGAUCCAACAUCAGAUAUCAACAAGUUCAUUUGCAA
Molecule: messenger RNA, 1356 nt
Organism: Zingiber officinale
Lineage: Eukaryota; Viridiplantae; Streptophyta; Magnoliopsida; Zingiberales; Zingiberaceae
Product: PLASTID TRANSCRIPTIONALLY ACTIVE protein 6, chloroplastic-like
Exons: 6
Coding region: 131-1156 (341 amino acids)
Cellular component (GO): plastid-encoded plastid RNA polymerase complex
Source: RefSeq, a predicted model, not a curated record